This is a messenger RNA of Paramacrobiotus metropolitanus, 1814 nucleotides long. RefSeq lists its product as uncharacterized. The coding region runs from base 339 to 1379 and encodes 346 amino acids. The transcript is spliced from 7 exons. The record is from RefSeq and is a predicted model, not a curated record. NCBI's taxonomy places the organism in Eukaryota, Metazoa, Tardigrada, Eutardigrada, Parachela, Macrobiotidae.
GCAAGCAUUCACGCUUUCUUUUAUGGUCACAAAUUCGCAUGUUUCAUGCGCCAGUAAAAAAGUGCAGUAUAUCUUCAGAUUGAAGUUUCUUGAACAAAAUAGAAUUAAUUAAGUAAUCACUAGAGAAGCAAGUUUCUUUGCGACUGUAAUUGGUAAUUUUCCGUUAAUAAUCCGGGAAGCUCUUUGCAAUUGGGGACUCUUUCUGUACAGAUUGACGGUUCCUGAUCAUCAUUAAUGUUCAUAUAUCGACGCACAGCAGACUUAUUGAGGUCGGCGCGUGUAGCGGUAAUUCCGCCAAAUUCCAAAGUGCCCAAUAGUGACAUGAGGCUACGAUUAUCAUGAUGAGAAUGCAUCGACAUACUAUCUUGGUUGUGUUAUGGGUGUGUGUUUUGCUCCGGAGCAGCCUUGUUCUGCCGCUUGCCAAUGAUCAUGAUGGGUCACCUCCAACAGAAAGCCCUAAGGUCACGCAUUUCUGGUUGUCAUGUCCACACAAGGCAGCUUACAAUGGAGAACUUAGCAUCCCGGAAAGGUUGUUGGCCGGUCAGCCGUAUCGCUCGGCACAGCAUCACGUGGACUUGGAUCACUAUCCCACGGAAGAUCCUUCGCACACAUAUGGACGUAGAAGCACGACGCCGCCACCUGUUCCUGUUGCAUAUCCACACACAGUCAGCCGAAUAACUGCAGACCGAUAUCGGACAACCCCGCGUGUAUCUGCACAUGUGCUAAAUCCUGCAUACUCAGAAAUGGGAACAUCAAAUGUACGGCAUUCGCUCACCGCGGAUGUGGAAAUUUUGCGCUAUACGGAAAAUGGCGAUCCCGAAUACCCUGGGCAGGUGACCUGUGGUGGAGGCGAAUCAGACUGUCUUUAUACAGUCUCUGGGCACAUAAAACUAAAUCAGCGCAUCAUAAAAGCGCAGAGCGUUAUCAAUACGGCCCGGGGAAGAGGAAUUGUGGACAUCAAUAAACGUACGUCAGUGUCACUGUGUCUAUCAUCACCUGUAAAUCAGGAACUGCUCCUUGAAAUUUCUGUUAUGUCCAUAGCUGAAACCGGCACUAAUCAGAACAGCUAUCAAGAAGCGGAAGAUCAAUAUUCCAGAGACAGAUACGCUCGAAGUGCGCAUCUUGUCCGUUAUCUAGCACGACGACAAGCUCCUUCCGGUGCGGUGAAGAAAUUUGAUUGUCUCGUGGAGCUUCCCGCCGACAUUUUUCACGAGGGUUACCAGCCGCAGUGGCAGACGCCUCGCUGCACCGCACAUCCCUCCAUUUCCGGUCAAAACAAUGAAGAGUUGCUCUUCCGCUAUGUUGUGUAUCAAACGGACAGUGAAGCCUGCAAUUCCGACAACAUUCAAGCUGGAGACUGGACGCCGCUGAACGGUUGAUGUCGACCAACCACUCCACAUUAAAUUAUUCGCAGCGGCCAACCAGUGCGCUUCUGUUUUUGCGGGCAGAAGUGCAAGUUCAAAAUUAAUUGUGAUUUAACAUAAAUGAGUUGAGAAUGUCAAUAUACACAAACCCAUGAAAUUUAGAAAGGACAUGUUUAUUAAGGAGAUUGAUUUUCGUCGGCCUCUCCUAAAAAUGUUAUCUUUGUGGCCAUGGGACGUAAGAUUACUGGAUUUUUGUAGCGUGCAUGGAUCGGCAAGAGGAACGCAAUAUCUUCCGGGCAAAUAGGUUGAUAGUUGAUACGAAUUGUAAACCAAAGCGGAACACAAUUUGAGUGAUCCCAAAUUAUCUACAGCAUCGUAAUUUUUUCAGAUAUUAUUGUGCUCUCGAGUCUCGAAUAAGUACACUGAAACCGAAAUACUUCUAUACCGAAA